CUCCCUUGCAAAAAUUCCCCAGAAACCCCUCACCCAAAACAUCCAACCAUGCCGAAACCCAAAGUCCUCCACCUGGGCGACCCCAUCCAAUACAACCACGACCUCUACGCCCGCUUCGCCGCCAACUUCGACGUGAUCCGGCCCCUGACCGCCGAGCGCGCCCGCCCGGAAUUCAAGCGCGCACUGCAGGAGCGCCGGUGGGGCAGCUUUGACGCGAUCCUCCGGCCCUUCUGGAACACGGGCGGCGAGAUGGGCAACUGGGACGAGGAGCUGAUCGAGUUGCUGCCGGAGACGGUCAAGAUCAUCGCCAGCGCGGGGGCCGGGUAUGACUGGGUGGAUGUGGAGUGUUUAGCGAGAUACGGAAUAACCUACUGCAACGGUGCCGCGGCGUCCAGCGAAUCCGUCGCCGACGCCACGCUCUUCCUCAUACUCUCCGUCUUCCGAAACCUGCGGUGGUCGCACGCGGCCGCGCACAGCCUCUCGCCGGUCGCCUUCCACGACGCGCACACGCACUCGCCGCUCACAGCGCGGAACCCCUCCACCCAGACGCUGGGGAUCGUCGGCCUGGGGGCGAUCGGGCUCACGAUCGCGCGGAAAGCCCGCGCCGCGUUCCCGGGGAUGCGGAUCGUGUACCACGAUCUCGUGCGCAAGGCGCCCGAGGUGGAGGGGAGUAUCAACGCGACCUUCAGCGAGACGCUGGACGGCGUGCUGGGGCAGGCGGACUGCGUGGUGCUCGCGACGCCGUUCGCGGGGCGCACCGUGAUUGACGGGCCCACGCUCCGCAAGUUCAAGAAAGGGGGGAGGUUGGUGAAUAUCGCGCGGGGCGGGUUGGUGGAUGAGGAGGCGCUGGUGCAGGCGUUGGAGGAAGGGCGGAUCAGUGCGGUGGGGAUGGAUGUGCACGCCCGGGAGCCGGCGGUGCAUCCGCGGUUGGCGACGGAUCGGCGGGUGAUGAUGCUCAGCCAUAAUGCCGGGGGCACGGUGGAUACGCAUGUGGGCUUUGAGCGGUUGGCGAUGGAGAAUGUGCUCGGGUUUUUGCUGCGGGGGAAGGCUCUGACGCCGGUGAAUGCGCAUUUGAUACAGAGUGAGAAGGGUGAGAAGGUGAGGAGUUUGUUGUGA
Molecule: messenger RNA, 1116 nt
Organism: Aspergillus brunneoviolaceus CBS 621.78
Lineage: Eukaryota; Fungi; Ascomycota; Eurotiomycetes; Eurotiales; Aspergillaceae
Product: D-mandelate dehydrogenase-like dehydrogenase
Exons: 2
Coding region: 49-1116 (355 amino acids)
Cellular component (GO): cytosol
Molecular function (GO): NAD binding; hydroxypyruvate reductase [NAD(P)H] activity; glyoxylate reductase (NADPH) activity
Source: RefSeq, a predicted model, not a curated record